AUGCUAAAGUACAAUGCUACUCAAUUGUUCAUUGAGACAUUCGACAGCAUACCAAACAAGUCGUCCAGACUCAUCUUUAGACUCAUGAUCAAGGCAUUCAAAUGUAACAACACAGUGGCGUUCAAUCAUAUCAUUCAAUCAUUCUCAAAGAAUGCUGAUGGCAGUGGUAGUGUAUUGGUCGACCUCAAUGAUAAUGGCGCGUUUAUUGUCAUCAAGUAUGGCAACAUUAACAUGCUCAGGGCCUACCUCGCGGUGGACUCGUUGCGCAGUAUCCCCUUUGACAAGUCACAUCUGGCUGCUGCCGUGGACACUGGCAACAUCGAGUUUGUUCGCCUCCUGUUCCAAAAUCAUUGCUUUGAUCAGAAGGGAUCAGAAAGGGCACCCGCUGUUGGCUUUUUCAAUCGGCCUGGAAUCAGCAUCGCCAUGCUCACCAUGUUGCACGAAGAGUUUGACGCGCUCUUUAAAGACGACUUCUGGAACUACGCACUCGCUCACUGUAUAGAUUGCCGCGCGACCGACAGCAUCUACUACAUCGUCAAGCACACGACAGGCAUCGCAGCCACGAUGCGCGACGCAGGCAUACCAGACAACUGCAGAGUCAUCGACCUGCUCAUGACCCACUCUGACAUUUGUGCUCAGCUCUUGCUACACUCUGAUCAACUCAACGCAAUAAUCGAGACUGCUGUGGAGGAUGGGGCGGAGGACGUCCUCAAGUUCCUCUACUCCAAUCACUUGAACGAUAUGUUCGAAAGUUCGCAGAUAUUGUUGUGCAAAUGGUUGGGCGUUGAGUUUGCCGAUGGUGACGAACAGGCCGACUUGUCACUCACCAAGCUCAGAGUGAAGCCAAGGUAUGCCAUCAACAUGGACGACAUUGAUCUGAUGGAGUCAAUACUUCCCGAGUUGGACACGAUUGAUGAUGAACUUUGGCAAGAUAUGUCCACGGCAAUGGCGAGACACAUCACCAAUCCUCGUCUCAAUCAUUUGGCACCCUACAACAAGAGCUCUCUCUGUUAUUUGGUCAAGGUUGCAUCAAGUGACAAGAACAGAACCAUCAUCACCGAGGACAUGGUACUCAACUUCAUUGAUAAUUGUCAACUUCCAAAGACCAUCGAUCGUGAAGAUGAUGUUGAUGAGAAUGGUGACGAUGACCUAAUGGGUGAGGUUAUGCAAGCCUUCGAGGAUGCCUCUGGAUACUCAGUGGCAGUGAUGCAGAAGAUCCAGAAAUCAUAUAGUCUACACUACACACGGGAAUGCUUGCAGAACGCACUGAGCAAGAAGAAUGCCAAGACAUUGGCCAUCAUCUUGGAGCAAGUGGUCUCGGAACAGUUGGCAGAAUGGUCAUUCCAUGAUGAUAUCAAAGAAGGAGCAUACAAAUUGAUCUCAACAGAACAAUUGAGCACGGUUAUAUUGGUGCUGGAUCAUCUUCCAUCAUUCAAAGGUGAUGCCAUUGUUUGUGAAUGGGCGAUAAUCAACAUAGACAUUGCCAUUCUCCAGUAUGUCUUGAGCACUUUCACACCAGAUCAGAUUGAGCUCAACAAGCUCAUCAACAUGGCCAUGACCACCAACAACCUCAAUGCACUUCAGGAGCUCACUGGCUUCAUUGGCAAGCCUCUUCCAAUGCCCAGUCUGGCGACAUUGUUGGAGGCCGUCUGGUACAAUUGCUAUAUAUCUCUGGAGCACUUCUUUGAUACCAUCCAAUUCAAGAAUCUGUCCAAGAUCGAAAGAUUGAGAACACUAUACUCACUCCUGGAUAUAGCCACCGACCAAGGCCAUUCUCGGAUCAUCAAACAUUGCACAUCCCUGAUCAACGAUAUCAACUCAAACAAAAAGAGAUCACGUGAAGAGUCUGAAGAUGUAGUUACCAACAAUUGUGAUGGCGAGAAGAUGGUUGUGCAAGCAUCUUCACGAUUGGAAACAGCUAUCCACUUAGUGUUCACGGACAAAAAGCUGUGCUCACACAUUGUUGAGUGUGUUGGACAUGUACACAAAUCACUUGGUGUCCAGGAUGAGUGUAGAAUCAAGGGUGCUCAAUUGUUAUCAAAACACAGCUUGGUACAGUACAUUAGGUAUGGCGCGUCAGAGUGGUUCAUCAAGGCAUACUCAUCAGUGUCGGACACAUACCCAUUGGAAUGUAAUUUGAUGGACACCGCAUUUAUCUUUCCCAACACAGCCAUCUUGGACACAUUAUUGACCAAUCCUCGAAUGUUCCUCAAUGAUUUCGGAAGCAAUUCAUACCAGCAUUUGAAUGAGUUGGUCAUCGGAAUCUGCCCACACUCGCAACCAGAAUGGGAGAGCGUGUUGGACAAGUUCCUGGCCAUCUCAUUCAUGCAUCCACAAGACAUUGAGAUCACUGAGGAGGUGAUGCAGCAAAUCCUCCAUCCAGAUGUGAUACGCAAGCUCAUGGCACUUGGAUUCAAGCUAAAGACAAUCGUAACCGACUCCUCUAACAUCGAAGCAUUUGGUACUGUGUGGCUACAUAAACCAUGGGCACUGGAGAUGUUCCAACUGAUGGAGGAGCACAAGUUGAUGUCACCACAUGUCCAAGCCUCUCUACAUGAGGUGGCCGUGUCACUUGGCAUCACAUCAAUCGUUCGAUACUUUGUUGACACGAAGCUGGACCAAGUGUUUGACUACUAUGACAACAUCGAUGGCAAGCGGGAGAAUGGGCUGUUCUCCAGCCUAAUGCAACCUGGGUGCAACGAUGAGAUUGUGGAAAUUGUGUUUCCUCGCAUUCCAUUCGAAGGCCUCAAGAGACGGGCGAGGUAUUUGCUCGAUGACGUUGCGAGUAAUGGCAAACUCAAGCUGUUCACACUCUUGAUGAAGGCGAUCAAUGAUGACAUUGACAACAUUGUCGAUGCCACGCAUACAGAUGAUGAGAGCGAACAUUAUAUCGAUCCCUAUGACGGACUGAGCUCCGCGCUCGCACACAACAGUGACAUUAAGUUGGUCGACUUCAUACUCAGCUCAGAAGUACCAUCCUACGCAACGUACAGCAUCUUUAAGAUCAAAUCCAAGAUACUGUCAAUGGAGUUGGUGCAGAGACUAAUGACCAUCGGUCCAGCCAUCAGCUGUGUCUUUAGUAAAGUAUUGGGUCAGGCUAUCAAGGUUGGCAACAAAGAGAUAAUCGAGAUGAUGUGGAAUUCAAGUAGUGAUAGUAGUCAUACUGGCCACAAAUUCAGCAUCGACUAUCAUGAUGCCUUCAAGAAGGCACUGAACGUUGGUGAUAUGGACAAUGUCAAGAGGAUCAUCGCCACUCCAAAGUUCGCCAAUCACAAGAAUAACUUUGUAUACAGUAGGGAGCACUUCAUCAAAUGCAUAGCCAAGGAACCAGUGUCCACGGACAACAACAACAACAACAACUUCCUGAUAACAGACGAAAUGAUAAUUGAACUUGGCCAGGUACUUCUCCAUCCUGAUUCACCAAAUUCGGGCGUGACUCCAGCAUUCAACAGUCUACUUCAUGCUGCCGCGGGAAGAUCACUGUCCACCAUCAAGUUGGUGUUUGAACACUUCUCUUGGUGGAUGACCGAACGUAAUCAAGACUUCAAACAUAUCUUGAGAAAACCACUACACAGAUGUAUCGAAAGAGGUGAUAUUGAAUCAAUCGCAUAUCUCAUGGAGAAGGCAACAGAUAGCAAGAUCCUUCCGCGGGACCUCCUCCAACUAGUCCCCGCGCCAAAGAUCUCUCACGCGCCAGUGGUCUCAUUCCUCAUGGACAAUGGCUACCUCAACCCUGUUGACAUUGGUCGUCUGAUGGAUUGGGCUUGCAAGAAGGGGCAUAUCCAAGUCCUUCAAACUGUUUACAAACGAUGCACAUCACCUGAUGAGUUGUACAACAGUAUCCCAUCAAUGGAAAGUCUUAGCAAAGCAUCGACCAAGAACAGAUACCAAGUGCUCUCAUAUCUCUUUGAAGACCAAUAUGAUGAUGUGGAUGGAACUGGAACUCGUGUGUUGAUGCCAUCACCCAUCAACCGAGCAUGUUUGGAGCAAUCAAGGAUUGAUCUCAUGCUCUAUGUGAUCCUCCAUCAUGGAGCCUUCCAGCAUGGAAAUGUGAACAUCAUUGCCAUGUGUGACCGCAUUGCCAAGCAGAGGCAACAACACGCCAUAGCCUAG
This is a messenger RNA of Acytostelium subglobosum LB1, 4113 nucleotides long. RefSeq lists its product as hypothetical. Bases 1 to 4113 code for a protein of 1370 amino acids. NCBI's taxonomy places the organism in Eukaryota, Evosea, Eumycetozoa, Acytosteliales, Acytosteliaceae. The transcript is spliced from 2 exons. The record is from RefSeq and is a predicted model, not a curated record.